Parascedosporium putredinis is the source of this 735-nucleotide messenger RNA. Lineage: Eukaryota; Fungi; Ascomycota; Sordariomycetes; Microascales; Microascaceae. The record is from the annotation of a GenBank genome assembly.
AUGGCGUCCCGAAUUCUAGACCGCAUCCCGGAAGCCCUCCACCCGCUUCUCGAACUCGCACCCUCGCAGUACUGCCAAGCCUUCUUCGGCAUCCUCGGAGGCGGGUGCAUCGCGCUCCAGAUUGUUCCUCCUCUGCAGGACGCCCUCCUCGGCUGGCCGGUGCGGCUCCUGGGCGCGGCGGGCUUGCUGACCCGCGUGCCGCACUCGUGGUUUGCGCAUUUCUACGCCGCGCUGCUCUGCUUCCAGGUCUUUUGGCUGGUCCAGUUCGUCACCGGCGGGCGGAUCCUGACGGCCAUUGCCGAGCGCGAGGUCUUGCGCGGCAAGGGAAGCGGUGGCAUGGAGUUGGGUCAGGUCGUCCUCGCGUGGGGUAUGCUGACGAUGCAAGGCGCUCGGAGGCUGUACGAGUGCUUCGUGGUCAUGAAGCCCUCCGCGUCCUCUUCCAUGUUGGCCGUGCAUUGGGUCUUGUCCUUUCUGGUCUACGCGGUCUUGAGUAUCUCGAUAUGGAUUGAGGGAUCAGAUGCCAUCCUUCACACAUCCAUGGCGGAUGCGGACCUGGCACCGCCUUUUUGGACUCUGUUUCCUUUGGUCGCCUUCUCUAUGGCGGCGCCUCGCGGAAGUAGCUUCAACGGCACACUGCUGGCCACCCUGUUCUUCGUCAUCGCCAACCUCUCGGCUACGGCCAAGAGUACUAGGAAGUGGCGCCUCGUGCGCGAAGUGGAAGAGCAACGUGGUUAG